Molecule: messenger RNA, 898 nt
Organism: Orbicella faveolata
Lineage: Eukaryota; Metazoa; Cnidaria; Anthozoa; Scleractinia; Merulinidae
Product: cytochrome c oxidase assembly factor 7B-like
Cellular component (GO): mitochondrial intermembrane space
Molecular function (GO): protein binding
Source: RefSeq, a predicted model, not a curated record
GAACGCCUGACAGUUUUCCUUCUUGGAUUUAUGACAUAAUAAAUCGAGAAGUACUUUCUUGUCGACGUGAUGCCGUUUGGUUCAUUUAACGCGGAAAAAGCAGCUGAGGCUGCUGAAGAGUUUUCCCAGCAGAUGGGUGAAAUUUACAAACACGAGUGUUACGGUCAAAGGAAGAGGGAAUCUUGCCACAUCUUAGCAGAGUUUUACAUGACAGUGGAGAAUGACUUUGCCAAAGCAAUGGAGCUGUAUGAGGACAACUGUAAAGAGCUCAAUGUUUAUGACAGUUGCUUGGCAUUGGGAAACAUAUUUCUCACCAGUAAAAAACAUAAAGAUCCCGAGAAAGCAAUGAGUUUGUUUCAUGAAGCAUGUGAGAAAAAUCAAGCUGGAGCUUGCAACAAUGCUGGACUUGUCUAUCAAAAUGGAGUAACUGGAUCGACAAUAGAAAAAGACAUAUCCAAGGCUGUUCAACUGUUUCAAAAAGCAUGCGACUAUGGACAUAAAAAUGGGUGCUUCAACCUAAGUGCAAUAUAUCUCAUGGGGAAAGAUGGCAUUCCAAAGGAUAUGAAAAGAGCAUAUGAACUGUCUUUGAAAAGCUGUGAAAUGAUGCACCCAUGGGGUUGUGCUAAUGUCAGUCGAAUGUAUGCUAUAGGUGACGGUGUAGAGAAGAAUACACAAGAAGCCGAGAAAUAUAAAAGACUUGCAAAAAAGUACUCUGGGCAGGUCGGUGACACAAGAAUGUGAACAAGGAAUUCUUUUCUCAUAAUGAGCAGUAAAAGAAAGAAGAGAAUUUUAUUAGUGUUUCAUGUUACAUGAUGGUAAUAUAGAUCAUAAAUCAGAUAUUGCUGCACCUCACCUGUUAUUGUUUACAAUAAAAUCCUAGUGUGGUAUUUUUGUUUAC